GACAAUAAAAACGCCACGACCCGUAGGAAAAAGGAACAGACAUACAGACAACUGUUUGAAGGUGAUUGUGAUGAUGAAGUGGAAUAUGACAGCGAGGAAUCAUACAAACCAAGCAAAAAGGAUCAAAAUUCCUCUGACUCCGAGUUUUCCCCUGAGGAAAGUAAUGCGGAGAGUGAUGUCUCAAUGCAAGAGGAAGAUCAACCUAAACGUCAUAAGCGUGAAGGGAAAAGGAAAAGCAAGAAAAACAAAACCUUUGCAAAAAAUCCUGGCACCGCUGUUACUAACAACGUAGAAAAAGCAAAAGAAAGAAGUUUGCAAGAAUCAAAGCUUAAUACCUUGAUAGCAAAUCAUCACAAAUCCAGGCUUGAUAGGCUUCUGGAAGCAAACGGGAUGCUGCGGGAAACAAUUACAUCUGAUGGUAACUGCUUUUUCAAUGCUGCAUUGUUUCAUCUUCCUUCAAUAGAAGGGGUUUCAGAGCUGAGGCAUUUACUUUGUGAUCAUAUGAUAGAUAAUGCAGGAGAAUACACAGGAUUUUUCUCCUCUCCAGCAACCCUGGAUUCAGCAGAACAAGAGUUAUGCCAUGAAAUCAGAAACUGCUCCUCGGAUGAAAAGAAUUUGAUCUAUCAAGAAAUUAGAUCAACAACCAGUGAUACAUCUGAAUUGAGAGAAAUGCACCUGAAUGCCAUUUCUUCAGUAACAAAACGUAUUGUAACUGUACAUUCUGAGGAUGGAAUAGCAAAAUAUUAUCCCCGUGAGAAUACCAUAAGUGUGGCUCUGGCAGGCCUCCAUAUAUCCUUGGCUUUUGUACCACUGAAGGGUGAUAGUGGUAGGUCUUUUUUGCCAGUAGUUGAUGGCUGUCUUGUGGGUAGAGGACAGAGAUUUUUCAACAAAUGUGGAGCUCUAGAUUUUGAAAUAUGUCAGGGAGACUUUGGGGAGAAGAUAGAGUGCUCUAAAUGUGGUCGCAACUAUCACAAACAUUGUUUAGAAACAGAAGGGAAACCUCUUCAUUGUGGAUGCCACAUUUUGAUGCCUUACCAUCUGAAGGAUAAAACAUUCUAUCAGGAUGAUAGCAGGGUGCAUCAGUUGCUGAAACAAAUAAAUUUGCAGGAACUGAUAAAGGCAAUAGAAAGUCAAAAACGACCAUCUUUUCGAAUGGAGAUCUUCAGAAGCAAAAGCUUUAGAAGAAAACAAAUACAGAUGGAGAAGCAAAAGUCUCUUAUGGUUUUGUCUGAGGAAAUGAUCCAUUACCUUCAAAAGACUAUACAGAGGUUAAUACACUGCAGUGUAAAUGAUGCUCUAGAUAUAUACAUACCAGAGAUUUUAGUCCAGAUAAUUAAAAAACAAGAAAAUGUUAAUAGACUUGUUGCAGAAUUAAUGUUCCUUGAAAUGUGAGCAAUUCCCCUUCCUUGUCCCUGAUGUGGAAACCAACUUAAAAACUGAUGUAAAAGAGAAAGUAUUUGAGCACAACAAAAUCCUUUCUGAAAGGCAUCAGAAACAGAAAAUCCACACAUUUCAUACUGUGAAAUGAUCUCAUAUUUGAUGUAGGUAUAAGACAAUGUCUGUAUGAGUGUUAAUCUACCUGUACCUGAUGUGAAAUGAUAUCAUAUUUGAUGUAGGUAUAGGACAAUGUCUGUAUGAAUGUUUACCUACCUGUACCUGAUGUGAAAUGACUGUGCAUUU
Messenger RNA from Saccostrea cuccullata (small rock oyster), 1680 nucleotides. RefSeq lists its product as uncharacterized. The annotation marks the transcript as partial. The transcript is spliced from 7 exons. The record is from RefSeq and is a predicted model, not a curated record. Lineage: Eukaryota; Metazoa; Mollusca; Bivalvia; Ostreida; Ostreidae.